AUGGAUUUGGCAAAAUCCUUAUUUGAAAGUAGAAACCACGAGGGUUAUGUUGGGAAGGAUGCUCACACAAAGCGUGAAUUAGAAUUAGCUAUCGAACCUGAUGAUUCAGAGGAUAACUUUGUUGAAAACUUUUCCCAAGGUCUGAGUAUAUCUGAUUCUGUGACAACUACACCAGGAAGUCCCUUUUGUGCUCUGACCGCGAGUAUGUGGCCUCAGGAUAUAAUUGCUAAGCAGUCGCUGGUUCCUGAUGAUCCCAAUUCCCAACCAGAAUAUAGAUUUGACGAGUUUGGUUUUCGAGUGGAUGAAGAAGAUGGUCCUGAACAGAACUCUAAUAAACUUCUUGGUAUACCUUUCGUGGAAGAUCCUCAACACAGAUUACAGUGGGUAGCUCACUUAGAAUUUUCCCACAACAAGGAAGUGUCAGAUUUAACCUGGGACAAGGUUGAGGUCAGAUUGCCAAGGACAGACAAGUUGCUUACGAUGGUUCGAUCUGGAAUCCCUCAUUCUUUGAGGCCGCAAAUGUGGAUGAGAAUGUCUGGAGCAUUAGAGAAGAAACAGCAAUCAGAAUUAUGUUACAAAGAGAUUGUGAAAAUGUCCAGCAAUGAUUCUCUUAUGACUUCCAAACAAAUUGAAAAAGACUUGUUGCACACCAUGCCGACAAAUGCUUGUUAUAGUCAUACGAACAGCACGGGAAUACCGAGGUUACGAAGAAUUAUGAGAGGAAUCGCCUGGCUAUAUCCAGAAAUCGGUUAUUGUCAAGGAAUGGGAAUGAUAGCAGCUUCACUUCUACUAUUCAUGGAAGAAGAAAAUGCAUUUUGGAUAAUGGUUACCAUAGUUGAAGACUUAUUACCUGCUUCUUACUAUAGUUCAACAUUAUUAGGUAUUCAAGCUGAUCAACGUGUCCUGAGAACCCUGAUAACAAACUAUCUCCCAGACACUGAUGAAAUGUUGAAAAACCAUGAUAUAGAAUUAUCACUGAUAACCUUACACUGGUUUCUUACUCUGUUUGCAAGUGUUGUUCACAUGAAAAUUUUGUUGAGAAUUUGGGAUCUAUUUUUUUUUGAAGGCUCUAUAGUUUUGUUUCAAAUAACGCUCAGCAUGCUCAAAAUGAAAGAACCUCAUCUCAAGGAACUGGAAAAUUCUGCUCAAAUAUUUAAUGCCUUGUCCGAUAUACCAGGUGAUAUAGAUGAUGUUGAUACGUUGUUUGAGAUUUCUAAACAACUCACUAGCUCCAUGAAUGAUGUAAUGCUGGAGACUUAUAGAAGAAGACAUUUAGCCUAUUUAAUGACUGACCAAGGAGCCCUUGUGGGAAAUCCUGAAUCUGCUCCUAAUUUACCGAAACAACAUUUGGCAAGGAGGCAGGUCAAAAAGAAUAAAUCGGUAAUACAACUUUUGCUUUUCAAUGAAGCAGGCGAAGAUGACAUUAAAAGCAAGAAUAUCAAGCAUACAGAAAUAUUGGUCGAUCUGAGGGAGGCAAUUCUACAGAUUGCCCGACACUUCAUGCAGUUGGAUCCAAAAUCAGGUUCAGAAAUAUCUUUGGUGGCUGAUUACUCGAUGGAGAGUCACGCUCAGGACCAUACAAACUACAUAAAUGUUUCGAAAACGAGAAAGCGGAGAGCAAAGGCUUUAUUAGAUUUUGAAAGACAUGAUGACGACGAACUGGGAUUUAGAAAAAAUGACAUAAUCACCAUCAUUAGUCAGAAGGAUGAACAUUGCUGGAUUGGAGAGCUAAAUGGGUUGAGAGGUUGGUUUCCAGCUAAAUUCGUUCAGUUACUCGAUGAACGAAGUAAACAGUAUAGCAGUGCUGGUGACGAUAGUAUAUCGGAAACUGUCACAGACUUAGUAAGAGGUACACUAUGCCCUGUGAUAAAACAAGUUCUUGAACACGGCAUGAAACGUCCUAAUUUUCUAGGUGGGCCAUGCCAUCCCUGGCUCUUUAUAGAAGAAUCUGCGAUGAAAGAAGUAGAAAAGGAUUUCAAUUCAGUCUAUAGCAGACUUGUUUUGUGCAAAACAUAUAGAUUAGAUGAAGACGGAAAAGUACUGACGCCAGAAGAGUUGCUCUACCGCUGUGUACAAGCUAUAAAUUUGUCCCAUGAUAAUGCUCAUGCUCAAAUGGAUGUGAAACUUCGCUCCCUAAUUUGUAUGGGUCUCAACGAACAAGUGCUUCAUCUGUGGCUUGAAGUUCUUUGUUCAUCUAGCGAAAUUGUUCAGAAGUGGUAUCAUCCAUGGUCCUUUGUAUAUAGUCCUGGUUGGGUGCAGAUAAAAUGCGACUUGAGAAUAUUGUCGCAGUUAUCAUUCAACUUGAAUCCCGACUGGGAGUUGCCAGUCAAAAAAGAGAGGAAUAACCAACCUUUGAAAGAUGGAGUUAGAGAUAUGUUAGUCAAACAUCACUUGUUCAGUUGGGAUAUUUAAUGAAUACACCAUUUUUAUGUAAACUAUUUGUAAUACCUCUUACUAUCAAAAUGCAAUUUAUUUAUUUAUUA
Molecule: messenger RNA, 2483 nt
Organism: Leptinotarsa decemlineata (Colorado potato beetle)
Lineage: Eukaryota; Metazoa; Arthropoda; Insecta; Coleoptera; Chrysomelidae
Product: small G protein signaling modulator 3 homolog
Source: RefSeq, a predicted model, not a curated record